This is a messenger RNA of Panicum virgatum (switchgrass), 669 nucleotides long. RefSeq lists its product as uncharacterized. The transcript has a single exon. Bases 1 to 669 code for a protein of 222 amino acids. The record is from RefSeq and is a predicted model, not a curated record. NCBI's taxonomy places the organism in Eukaryota, Viridiplantae, Streptophyta, Magnoliopsida, Poales, Poaceae.
AUGGGUCAGGACCCCUUGAUGAGGAAAGUUACGGAGGUUCAUGAGGAUUUGCAUGUUUGGGAUCAGGAAGUUCUGAAGAGACCGGUCCAGAGAAUAAAGAAAUUAAAGAGGGAGUUGGAGCAUCUGAGGCGUGGUCCUAUUUCUGAGGAAUCGACUGCAGCUCAAAAGGAGAUUCUGCUCCGCAUAGAGUUACUCCUGGAGCAGGAGGAAUUGGAAUGGGUCCAAAGGGCAAGAGCAAACUGGCUUAAGCAUGGGGACCGCAAUACUAAGUUCUUUCAUCAGUUUGCUUCAGCUCGCAGAACAAAAAAUAUGAUCAAGGGGUUAGUGGAUGAUCAAGGAGUGAAACAUGAGGAUUUGGGGACGAUGAAGGAUAUUGUACGAGAUUUCUAUACAAAUCUGUUCACAUCAGAAGUGCAGGUAGUGGACCAGGAAGUAUUGACAGAUGUAGACCGUAGAGUUACUCCCAACAUGAACCAACUUUUAUUAGCUCCCUUCUCUAGGGAGGAGGUGAAAAAAGCUCUAUCCAGCAUUGGUGAUCUUAAAGCCCCACGUCCUGAUGGGCUACAUGCUAUCUUCUUUAAACGAUUCUGGCAAUUAUUGGAAGAUGAAUUGAUAAAUGAAGUUCUAUAUGCAAUCAAUAAUUCAGUUAUACCAGAAAGGGUGGAAUGA